GACGGUUAUCUUGAUAAACCAAUAAUAAUGUUAUUCGCUCAAUAGUGGAAUAUACAAAUCGACAUUCCUCCUAAAACUGACUGCUAUCCGAAUAUAGGAGCCUUUUCAUAUAACCUGUGACUUUCUUAAAUUAGCAAAUGAAUAACAAAGCCUUUUCGUCUCCGGUUGGUGCUGUAACCCGCCAUCCACGCCCAUACUGUACAACGCUGGAUUAGGCAGGAUAGCACUAGGCACUGUGGCGAGUGCGGUUCGAAGAAAGUGGAGAACUGCGAGAAAUAAAGAGGGAGCGAUUGGGAUGCUACAAUAACAGACAGACAUACAACGAGAGGACACGACACAGCGUGUUUGUUGGGCUACACGAAGAGAGAAGAGAGGAAAAAAUAGCCGAGAAGAGAGCGAGUGGCGGUCUGGGUUUGGCAACCGGCUUGUUCGUAGUUCCCUCGAGCCAGCUGCAGCAGGCAGCACCGUGCAAAAUGCGCUAUUUACGGUUCCUCAUUCCUGCGUUCGGUUCGACAAUGGACUCGUACUGCAACUGAGCCUGCCAACCUUGCAGCACACCGCGGACGGUAACCGACCCAUUUGAGGGAACGCUUACUGCAACAUGCAGUAAAAAGAACACACUGAGAUGUUUUUUCACAAGAUACAGUGAAGGGGGAUCCCCACCGCCGUCAUUCUCUUUCUACAUACCGGUUUUGGAUUAUAAAUCCGGGAUUAGAAGAAGUUCGGUCGGGAUGGGAAAGGAACAAGAACUACUAGAAGCGGCCCGGACCGGGAAUGUGGUCCUGGUGGAGAAAUUACUGAGUGGGAAAAGGGGAAUCCUGGGGACAGCCUCGGGCUCCAUACCUCUGCCAAACCUACUGAGCAUGUGGAGAGGCUUGAAUGUAAACUGUGCAGACAGUUCAGGCUACACACCCCUCCACCACGCAUCACUGAACGGACACAGGGACGUGGUGUUGAAGUUGCUCCAGUUUGAAGCCUCUACCAAUGUGGCUGACAGUAAGGGCUGCUUCCCCUUGCACCUGGCCGCCUGGCGUGGGGACGUCGACAUCGUCCGUAUCCUCGUCCACCACGGGCCCUCACACUGCCGCGUCAACCAGCAGAACCAUGAGAGGGAGACAGCGCUGCACUGUGCGGCCCAGUACGGCCACUCUGAGGUGGUGUCCAUCCUACUGAAGGAGCUGACAGACCCCACCAUGAGGAAUAGCCGUGACGAGACGCCCCUGGACCUGGCCGCGCUCUACGGACGACUUCAGGUGGUCUGUAUGUUGGUGACCGCCCACCCCAACCUGAUGAGCAGCCACGGGACAAGGCGCCACACGCCCCUGCACCUGGCCGCCCGCAACGGGCACCACUCAGCCGUGCACACCCUGCUGGAGGCCGGCAUGGACGUCAACUCCCAGACGGAGAAUGGCAGUGCUCUCCACGAGGCAGCUCUCUAUGGGAAGAUGGAUGUGGUUCGUCUGCUGCUAGACUCAGGUAUUGAUGCCAACAUCACAGACUGCCAGGGAAGAACAGCUCUGGAGAUCCUCAGAGAACACCCUGCACAGAAGUCCCAGCAAAUCACUGCACUCAUGCAAGAAUAUAUGAUGGAGGAGAUGAUGGACAAUAAGAGUGUGUUGAUGGAGGAACCUAUUCGCCAGUGUCCUGUCCCCACACCUCGCACCUCUAUCCCCUCUCCCUCCGCCUCCCCCUCCCUCAGGCACAAAAAUGAUGCUGUGACAGGGGAGCUCUCCAAGCUGCUGAAUGAGAUGAAGAUGUGUCGGGACAGAGACUACUCCUUUGAGGAGCUCUGCCAGACCAUCUCAUCCCACUCUCAUUCCAUGGAGAGCUUUGGCAGCGGUCACCUAUCAGACGAGGAGCGACGCAGUAACGGCACCCUGAGCAGAGUCAGAAAGCGGCCCACUCCGCCACUUCCCCCGGCCCAGGAGGAAGAGGAGGAGGAGAGCUGUGGCCCCGCUGGGUUCUGGGAGGCCCUCACACCCUGCAACGGUUGUCACAACCUGGGCUUCUCCAGCCUGUCACAGGACUCGAAGCGCUCGGCGGAGAUCGUACCAUCACCCUCCCUUGACGUCUUCUUACCAGAGGAUGAGGACAAUCCGUAUGAGUCCGUCACCACCGCCGUGACCCGCAAACCCUGCUCGCUGGACAUCGGCCUCUUCAACGCCUGCCCCCUCAACGGCCACUCUCCCCAGGUGACGGUGACUGAGCCGGAGCUGUGUAACCAUAGGAACGGCUCCUCACCGACGGGGCCUACUCCAGACUGCUCUCCCCCUUCCCCAGACACUGCCCUGAAGAGCAUUGACAGAGUCAUCCGCCCACAGCCCAAACAGCGGACCUCCCUCUCCUCCUCCCUGGAUGUCCAGAACCAGAGGCCAGUCAACCACAGCUGUGAUCCCUCUGAGGUGAGCUCGUCCCUGGGCUACGCCAGCUUCAGCACCAGCCCCCCUGCCAGCCCACCAGUCAGCCCCACCCAGGACUCACCUGGCUCCAACGACGACUGCCCCCUCACAGACAACGGGCCGUACCAGCAGAACCCUCCCCCCGCCUCUUCCAAUACACUCCCACUACCAGACGACAGGCCGUACCAGCAGAACCCUCCCCCGCCUCUUCCAAUACACUCCCACUACCAGACGACAGGCCGUACCAGCAGAACCCUCCCCCGCCUCUUCCAAUACACUCCCACUACCAGACGACAGGCCGUACCAGCAGAACCCUCCCCCCGCCUCUUCCAAUACACUCCCACUACCAGACGACAGGCCGUACCAGCAGAACCCUCCCCCCGCCUCCUCCAAUACACUCCCACUACCAGACGACCGACGACAGAGCCUCGUCCCUGUAGAAUUCGCCGGCCUCCUCCACGGCUCCUCGCCGGCCUGCGAGACGCCCGACACACCCUACCACCUCUACACCUCCAACACCAACCCCAAAGCCCCAAAACACACCCCCUCGGACCCCCACACCAGCCCGGUAACCACGCUCAGUAACCACGUCAAUUCGCUUCGGUAACCCAGCCCUUUGAAUUAGGAAUUGGACUGCCACUGCCCCUCAUUAUCCCACACACAGGAAACGAGGCGUUGGCUGUGAAGACCCCCAAAGACCCCCUCAAAGACGACAGACCCCCCAAACCUCAGGUAGUCUAUCGCACCAUCUUCCACACCCGGGUUAAUCAGAACUCCCAGAACGCCUCGCCCUCCUCCUCCUCCUCUUCGCCGUAUGGUUGGAACGGGGAGGCGGUGGUGGUGAGGGGGGGUGUGUCGGGAGCUGGCGGACCCAGGGACGGUGCACCGGCGUCUGGGUACGAGGACAGGGCCUUUACCCUGGGCAGGAUGAGAUCCAUACCUCGCAGUGUGCUGGACUUAAAGCUCUCCAAGUCACUGUCCAAGUCUGACUCCAACCUGCUGGCUGUGUCGCCCAUACAGGAGGAGUACCACUGGGGGUCGGGGGCUAGGGGCCAGGGGCCGAGAGGAAGCCCUAGCCCAGGGGACACCGCCAGUCCUGGGGGCCAGCUAGAGAGAACACCCUCCUUCACUGCUGAAUGGGAGGAGAUUGAUAAGAUAAUGAGCUCCAUUGGGGCUGGCAUCAGCACUGGCAUGGGCUCAGAAGGGAUCAAGGAGAAUAAUGCAGGUCCCCGGUGCCCCAUGCAGUCUGUGGGCCAAUGGCUGGACAGCAUUGGACUGGUCCAAUACGAGAACCACCUACUGGCCAACGGCUUCGACAACGUGCAGUUUAUGGGCAGUAACGUGGUGGAGGACCAGGACCUGCUGGAGAUCGGGAUCCUCAACUCAGCCCACAGACAGAGGCUGCUACAGGCCAUACGCCUACUGCCCAGGGUGCGUCCUAUCGGCUAUGACGGUAACAACCCCACGUCAGUGGCUGAGUGGCUGGAGUCUUUGGAGCUGGGAGACUACACUAAGUCCUUCCUCAUCAACGGAUACACCUCCAUGGAACUGGUCAAGAAGAUCUGGGAGAUAGAACUCAUCAAUGUGUUGAAGGUCAGCCUGAUAGGACACAGGAAGAGAAUUCUGGCCUCGCUGGGAGACAGGCUUCACCAAGACCCUCCACAGAAACCCCCACGGGCCAUCUCCCUACGGGAGCCCGGUGGCUGCAACACCCCUCCCCAGAUCCUUCCGGGCCAGGCUGCGUACACCACGGCGGGCGUCCCGGGGGGCUCGUUGGACGUGCAGCACCUCAUCAUGCAGGCGGACGCACGGCGCCGCCAGCGCUCCAAUGACAACUACUUAGAGGAGAUGCCUCGCUCCAAACUGGAGCGGCAGAUGGCCCAAGUCAGCAUGUCUCAUGAUGUUGGAGAAAGACCUUCUGCAAGAAAUGAUACUCAAGGCGAGUGGUGCGAGCCAAUCACGUUGCGUCCUCCCAACGAGGCCACCUCGUCCACUCCAGUGCAGUACUGGCAGCACCACCCUGAGAAACUCAUCUUCCAGUCGUGUGACUAUGAAGCUUACUAUCUGGGCUCUAUGCUGGUGAAAGAGCUGAGAGGAACAGAGUCAACACAAGACGCCUGCUCCAAGAUGAGGAAGUCUACAGAACAGAUGAAGAAAGUCCCGACCAUUGUUCUGUCCGUCUCCUACAAGGGAGUCAAGUUCAUCGACGCUACAAACAAGAACAUCAUAGCUGAGCAUGAGAUCCGUAACAUCUCUUGUGCGGCCCAGGAUCCUGAGGAUCUGUCCACGUUUGCCUACAUCACCAAAGACCUCAAGUCCAGCCACCACUACUGCCAUGUCUUCACUGCCUUCGACGUGAACCUGGCGUAUGAGAUCAUCCUGACCCUGGGCCAGGCCUUUGAGGUAGCCUACCAGCUGGCCCUGCAGGCCAGGAAGAGUGGCCAUGGCUCCUCCACGCUGCCAGAGAGCUUCGACAUCAAGCCCAACAAGCCCGUCCCCAAGCCUCGCGUCAACAUCCGCAAGUCUAUGGAGCAGCCGUCGAUGGAGCAGAAGGGUCAUGCCAACGUGCCGUGGAUAGUGGAACCAGGGCAGGAGGCCAAGAGAGGAGCGAACACCAAGUAUGAGACCACUAUUUUCUAAUAGCGUAUACCACCCGCCUGUCCACUCCUGUGUGUGUGCCUUGCAGAGAGCUGGCCCUCUAGAGGCCCCCCAACGGAGCUGCACGGCACGAGCAACCCUCUUAUGCGGCGACGUGUGUGACCUCACUGGCCGAAAAACCCACCCCGCCCGCUCCGCCGUUAGCUGCCGCAACCUCUGCAUGAUGCCGUUUGGCGCUGCGCUGUGUGUCUCUCUCUCACACACUCCUCUCUCUUGCUCUCUCCCUCCCCCCCUCCCUUUCCUUGUCCUGUUGACGCCUUAGCCUGCCUGCAGGGGCGGAGCAUGAACUUUUACCCUUGGGGUGAUGGUGCACCUCUCUGUCUAGACCUGUAGGGGGCAACAGUCAGUUCUAUUUUUCCAUUUUCCAUGGUCAGCCCUCCCCUCUUAUGUGUCAGGCAGGCAGUCAGUUGGUCAGUCAGUCAAUCACUCUUAUUUUUGUUCCUGACUGGGGGGGUGGAACCAUUUGGUUAUAUCUCAUUUUUAUCCUCUUCCUACUGCUGUUCCUCCGCUCCUCGCUUUUCUUUUUUGUCUCUCUUUUUUCACCCCUUCGACAAGCUGAAUGAGAAUAUCUAGACCAUUAUGCUGCUAAGAACCCCACCCCUAACAGUCUUUUUGUCUUUGUUGUUUUAGAGCAAAGCCAAUUCUCCAGCACUAGGUUUGUGUGCUGAUGUUUUGCGGGAUUUUGUUGUCCAGUACUGGCAACCCAGAGGAGGUGGAGGGAACAUUUGUUUAUCAGUUCCAUCCAGUUGGAGAGGAUAAUGGACUGCUAUCAGAGAUGAUGUAGCAAAUGUUACUUUUCCUAAAAAAAAGUUGCUAGUUCAGCAGACUCCUGUUUUUAUCAUAUAUCAGUCUUUGAUUUUUACUGCAGAUUAUUUUUUUUAGACAUACUUUGAGAAAUUUGAGUGGCAAAGCGUUGUUUGUUUAUUUGAGACUAAUUGACCUUUGACACAGGAAGGAAUAGUUUUUAAACCACACGCUAUACCUGUGUCCAGAUUGAAUUUGUUUAAAAUAGGUUAUUAUUAGAUUCAUCAUUUUCUUUCUAUACUUGUUCUGUUGGGAAAUGCUGAAAAGGUUUAGCUUGUGGCUUGUGAGGCGCAUGGAGUCCAUUUUGGACUGACUGGUGACGAGGGAGGGGCGGGGCCGGUGGAUAGGAAGUGGGGUUUGGGGACUCUCUGGAUAAGUGGUGUGAUCUCAUUCGCAGGGCAAUGCCGGACGCCCAUGUCUAUUACUGUGGAAUGCAAAGAAUGUAGCCAGCCUUAAACAUGGACCCUCUCACACACAAUGCAAAAAGGACUACAAAUGUGGACCCUUCUGUCUCUGUGUCAAAGGACUACAAACAUGGACACUAACGACAUUGGUGUUUAAGGUUGAUUACAAAACGAGGACAUCUUCCCACAAACCACAAACAUUGGACCCAUGGACUAUCUGUACACACACACACAUACAGUUAAGGGACUUCUUAGUAACAGAUGUCAGUCAGAUAUGUGAAUGUAGACUUUCAUUGAAGCAGCCACAACUACAACUCUAGCCCCUGUUCUGCAUUCAAUUGGACCUUGACCUUUGAACUCUAUACCACGGUCACCAAAGGUCUGGACGGUAACGGACAACUGUCUGUAUUUGAAUGGGGAUGAGGUAAAGGACUUCUGGUUGGCUCUUUUCCUCUUGUUUUAGUUUUGUUUAAUGGUCAAUAAUACAAUAAUAUGGAUAUAAUGUGACUAGCCGUGCCGGACCACCAUGCAACAGGUGAGCCCUGUGCCAAGUGGCAUCACAAAGGAUGGCUCCGCCUACCUGAGCAAAACGCCAUCCAUCCCAAUUAAAGAAAUAUUCAUAUUAAUGCCGGACGUUUUAAAUGUUUCAUAUGAGAGUAUUAUAUUACAUUAUGAUUAUUCUUGUGCAAUUCUUGUCUACUCUUGUCUUAAUGUUACAUUAUUUUUAUAUGAUAUGCUGAAAUGAAAAAAUCCGGGCUUGAGAAUGAUUGCCAUCCUUUAAAAAAAUACCAUUAUAGUUCUAUACUGAGAGUGAAUGUUUCAGAUGGCUCCUCUCCUUAUUAUUAAUAAUAAUAGCUAUUAUUAUUUGUAUUAAUAUUGGUGUGUCCGGUCAACACACCAAUCUGUUUCUCAUGGGGCUAGACUCAUAACUCCAAGCAGAUGGAAUAUUUUACCACAGUAUUUAUGUAUUCUUUGGAUGAAUACAUAGUCCUCUCUAUAUGUACAUAGAUAUUUUGCCAGCUCAUUGUUCAUACAUGUAAUGUAGUAAAACAUUUACAAAAAUAAAGGAAUAAAAUAUUUGCCGCACAUCGCACUGGAAACAAGGUACCAAAAUGAAAAGGUCAGAGUUGAAAAUAAAAUCUAUGGUUGUAGAGAUUGUAUUGGGGAGGGUUGGGACAGGGUGAUGACAUCACUGCUGACUAACUCAUGUACAUAGGCUUGGGCUUCCAGCACACAGAUUUUGUACGUUUUGGUCAUUAUUUAUAUCCUUGUAAAUCACAUGGAAUAAACACAACUUGUACAACCAUUAAUCAA
Molecule: messenger RNA, 7579 nt
Organism: Salmo salar (Atlantic salmon)
Lineage: Eukaryota; Metazoa; Chordata; Actinopteri; Salmoniformes; Salmonidae
Source: RefSeq, a predicted model, not a curated record